Molecule: messenger RNA, 2564 nt
Organism: Cuscuta campestris
Lineage: Eukaryota; Viridiplantae; Streptophyta; Magnoliopsida; Solanales; Convolvulaceae
Source: the annotation of a GenBank genome assembly
CUGCCCUAGCGCUGCCGCACCACCGCAGCCACCACCACUUCUCCAGGUUUCCAAUCUAAAAGGAUUCUCUUGUUAAGGAAUCCAACUACACAGCUUGUGGAAUGUGGGGAACCAAUACUGAGGUAUCAGUUUUAUGGGUGCACCAGAAACCCUAGGAAAGCAGCUCAUCAAACUGAAUUGUCUUCUUGCUGAUUUCACUAGGUCUCACCAUUACCACUCUGCUCUCAACCUUUUUCACCAUAUCCAUUCCUCCCACACCCUGAGACCGGACCAUUACACCCUCUCUACCGCUCUCACUGCCUGCGCAAACGUCCAAGACGCCGUCUUGGGCGCCCAAAUCCACGCGUUCUGCUUUCGGGCUGGGCUGAGACGCUUCCCCCAUGUUGCGAAUGCUCUGCUUUCCUUGUACGCCAAGUCCCACGAUUUGCGUUGUGUCAAAAGGCUCUUCGGUGAGAUUCAUAACCCAGAUGUUUAUUCGUGGACUACUUUGCUGUCUGCCUGCACGAAGCUGGGCGAAGUUGGGUAUGCACUUCAGGUGUUUGAUCAAAUGCCACAGAGAGAUGUUGCUGUGUGGAAUGCCAUCAUCACGGGCUGUGCAGAGAGUGGGUACGAUGAGGUUGCUUUGAAAUUGUUCCAGAAGAUGCAUUCUUCGGGCGUUGCACACGAUAAUUACACUUUUGCCAGUGUGUUGAGCCUUUGCUCUUUGGAUUUAUGGAGGCUUGGCAGGCAAGUGCAUUCAGCAGUGGUCAAAACAGGGUUUUUGAGUAGAACUUCUGUCACCAAUGCUUUGCUAACAAUGUAUUAUAACUGUAAAUCUGUUUCGGACGCGUUCCGGGUUUUUGAAGAUGCAGAUGAUGGAGUGAUUGAUCAAAUAACUUACAAUGCAAUGAUUGCCGGGCUCGUCAGCAUGGAAAGAAACCAAGAGGCUCUGACAAUGUUCAAGCGUAUGCAAAAUGUUCGUCUGAUGCCAACUGGGUUGACUUUUGUCAGUCUAAUGAGUUCCUGUUCUGAUGCAACAGUUGCAGCCCAAACCCAUUCUCUGGCAGUGAAACACGGUUUUGAUGAUUCCACUUCGGUGAGCAAUGCUGCCAUAGCCAUGUAUUCCAACUGUGGUGACUUGGAAACGACAUGGUUGGUUUUCCAGAGAAUAAAAGAGAGGGAUGUUGUGUCGUGGAAUUCAAUGAUAACAAGCUAUACCCAAGAGAAUAUGUGUGGAGAAGCAAUCUCGGCAUACAUUGAAAUGCAGAGGGAACAGGUUUCUGCAGAUGAGUUCACUCUAGGAAGCUUGCUGUCGAUUCCACAGUCCGUAUCCGGCGCCGAGAUGAUUUUGUCCAUCGCAAUCAAGAACGGAUUAAUCUUGAAAACCGAAGUUUCUAACUCAGCGAUUUCUUCCUUUUCCAAGUUUGGAGAAAUAGAGCAGGCCUACAUGCUUUUCUGUGACAGCAGGUUCACAAGAAACAUGGUCACAUGGAAUGCAAUGAUCUCCGGUUUUCAAUCAAACGGAUUCCCCACACAGGGUUUAAACCUCUUCACUGAGCUUCUGGCAACAUGGCUAACCCCUAAUGCUUCCACCCUCAGCACAGUCUUGAGUUCAUGUGCGAAUAUCCAUUCUCUUCCGCACGGGAAAGAGAUCCACGCAUACAUUCUGAAAUUCGGGUUAUUUUUGGAGCCAUCUUUAGGGAACACGCUGAUUGCCCUCUACUCAAAGUGUGGGGUUUUACAUUGGGCUGUGAGGGUUUUCCAGACCAUGCCCGUAAGAGAUUCGGUCACGUGGAAUUCGAUGAUAUCUGCAUAUGCACACCAUGGGAAAGGAAGGGAAGCCAUUGAUGUUUUUGAAAUGAUGUUAGAUUGCAGUGGAGGAGGAGUUAGACCAGACACUGCCACUUUCACUGGAGUUCUAUCAGCUUGCAGCCAUGCAGGUCUGGUAAAAGACGGGAUUCAGAUUUUUAACUCCAUGGUAAAUACUCAUGGGGUAAAACCCAGAGUGGAACACUUCUCUUGCAUCGUUGAUAUUCUUAGCCGAGCCGGGUAUCUGGACGAGGCAGAAAAGAUGGUAAAAGAGAAGACGAAGAAGAAUGUUGAGGUCGAGGACUCCACUGUUUGGUGGGGUUUGUUGAGUUCUUGUGCAGCUCAUGGGAAUGCAAGACUGGGAAGGAUUGUUGCUGGGAUUCUGCUCGAAAGUGAAAGAGACGAUCCCGCGGUUUACGUGUUGCUGUCGAAUAUUUAUGCCGAUGCCGGGAAAUGGGAAGAGUCUGCUAGUGUGAGGGAAUUGAUGCAGAGAUUUAGGGUUAUGAAGCAGCCAGGCAGUAGUAGUCUGGUUAGAUGAUGAUCACUCCCAUAAUUUUUGAAUGCCCUGGUUUAGCCAUUCCUUUGAUGAAUUGUUGCAUAUAUGUUUUUUUUAAUACUUUAUACGACCUCCGUCCCUGAGUAUUUAUCCAGUUUUGACUUUUUUUAUCCAAUUAUUUUCACCAUUUGGCUUUUAAUUAAAUAAAAUAUAUAUUGUACAUUAAUUCAAUAAAAAAUAUUUUUGAAAAUACUUUGCAUAAUAAAUUUAAUAAAAUUAU